AAAAGAAUUUUUGUCUUCAAAGUUUUUGAUAUCAUUUUAUUGCCAAUGGCAACAGCAAGUUCAUCUUAAGUAAAUUAUUGAAAGCUCUUCCUUCCAACGUUAAUUAAAACUAUAAUUUCAUUUAAUCUUCUUCAAAUAUUUAUCUAAAGAUUAUUUCUUUGUUUCCAUUUUAGAUUAAAUUUUAAGCAAGAAAGAAGAAGCAGAAAAGUUUGAGAUUUAUAAGAUUAAAUCAUCGUGGAAACAAUGAAACUACAACUGCAGGGUCUUUUAGUGUUGUGGAUUAUCUGCAUGACAAAUGGAGCUCCAUACUCAAAAUAUGGACGAUCCUGUAAGGAUAUUGGAUGCUUGCCGCGUGAAACCUGCGUAAUGGCCUACGAAAGCUGUUCAUUUAGUCAACAGGAGAACGUGAGUUGUGGCCGCUAUCCAACGUGCAAAAAGAACUCAGACGCCCAAAGCACGCAACAGAGCUCAGGCGCCAGUUACAAUCCAAACUACAAUACAGCGUCUGAAAAUACUCGUCCUUCAAAUGUCAACGUCAAUCCACCUCGGGCAGAAGCAAUCGAUCCAAACCUCGUAUUUGGCUUUCCAAGUAAUCCAAACAUUCAUCCUCAAAUGCCACCACAACAAAUUCCUUUAGAUAUCCCAAGAUUACCCGACAAUCGUCAAGCGUUCCCGGCCACACCAAAUCAAGGUGGUGGUAGUUACUACAAUCCAGGAUUGUAUCCUGCUCCCACUCCCCCGCCUAAUGUUUUCGGACCAUUCCGAAAUAAAAAUGUGGAGAAAUCGACGGAACCAAGUCUUUUGGAUCAAUUUUUAUAUAACAAAAGCCCACGAAAUCUUUCAACAAUCAACAACGCGAAUCUUAAUCUUACUUUAUUCAGUUUAUUGUUUUUAUUAAUUUAUCGUAUUAGAAAUAAUUUGGCUUGAAAUGGGAGCUUUUGAUUGGGUUCAUUAUACGAGCAUAAUUAUUUUUGAUAUCAUUUUAUUUUGUUUUGUGAAAUAUAGAAAGAGUUUGGGGCUAACGAUCGCUGUUCAAGAGUCGAUAAAAUUUCAUAGUUCGUUCGUCAGCAACGAACUCGUCGAGCUUGAUUCUUUUUUUCUUACAAGUAUUCUAUCUCAUAACGAUUAUACGACUCUAAUAGCGUUCGCUUGCCCUAAUCAAUAAAUCAUAAAAAAGAAGAAAAAUAAUAAUUUGCUUUGUACAAAAUGGUUUUUUUAUUGUUUCGACAAAUUUUUCUUUCUUCAUUUUCAAGUCCCUUCGACUUAUCGUAAUAUCUAAUUAUUUUCCCACCUCCACCCACAUUGUCCACGAUUAUCGAUUGCAGAUUUCACUCCCCUCUUACUUCAUUUUUUUUAUUAUCAUGGUCUCUCGUAAAACUGUGAAAGAGUUUCUUUGUUUCUGAAAUUCAAACCACCAGCAAAUUUCAGUGCCUGGGCUGUGCUGUAAGGAGAAAAUUGGUUUGCGAUUGAUUUUUCAAUUAAACGACGAAAAGGGUUUCUUUUAAAAGGAAACCAAAUAAGCCCUUCUUCGAUGAGAGAGAAGGAAUGGCAACGCUUAGCUUUCAAUAAUUUUGUUGAGUGAAGAAAUCUUUUUCGGAAGUUGUCUCAGGAAGCCAAUGAAUUUCCGGUCAACGACAGAAAAAAAAAGAUUUUCUCUCGUUUCAUGCACAUGAUGGUAUGACAUAAGAACAAAGCGAACGGUUUCAUCUGCAAUCUGACAGAAGGAAAAAAACUGCGAUGAUUUAUUGUACUUUUCAUACCAAACUGCACAGCGAUUCCAGUUAAAUGAUAAAUUUUUUUUAUUAACUUAAUUCUUCAAAACUCAGCGUUUCUCGCGUCUAUUCUUCUGUGCGUAAUUUAAUUAAUCAUAGAAGAAUUUUUUUCUUGACUUAUAAGGAAAAUUAAUCAUUUUCGGUCUUUUUUCCUUCAUUAUUGUGAAAAUAAAAAUGAUUGCACGUUUCCGUCUACAACCGAAUUUCGGGCGAUAAGUAAGCGAUGAAAAUCAAGGCACCACAAUUUUUCAUCCAACUCAGUCGUUAUUUAAGUCAUCAGGCAAUUUUCAUGUUCAUUCUUGUCAGAUGUGACUCUUUCUCAGAAAUCAGCACAAACAAACAAUGAAGAAUUGAAUCGAAUUUCUUAUAGAAAAUGAUUGAAGACGGUUUAGGAAUUCUACGAACGUGGGUGGUGGAAGAUAAAAAAAAAAGUUUAAUCAGCUAAUUGAGAAAUUUGUAAAUAAAAAAAAUCUAAAAUGGUGCUUAGGUUCAUUGUGAGUUUUAAGAUAAAAACAUAACUAUUUAGAAUUACGGUUGAGGUUUUUUAUUUUUAUCCUAUUUUGUUAGUCCAAGUUGAUGAAGAACGAAAAGCUUAGGGUUGAUAUGGAAAUGAAGGUACCUAAAAAAAUCUCUCUUGUAAAUUUAAAUAAAAAAAUCUUGACAGUUCACAUUACUAAAUCAGCUUAGCAUUUUAUUUAUUGUACAAUAUAAAAAUAUUCAUUGUAAACAACGUUUUGUAAGCUUUAUACAGUUCCAAAACUUGCAACCUCAUUUCCCUAUCAACCUAUAAGAAAAAUUUCGAAUUUAGAAUCCAAUUUUUAUUUUCAUCUUGAGAAGAGCCCGACAAAAGCUUCUUAAAAAAGCUUUCAAUACCCUCGUCAUAAUUUAGAUUUGCUGAAAGUUUUCGUUUUCCUGGAAUUUCUUUUUAAUAAACAUAAUAAUUCUAAGAAAAUGAAAAGUCUAAGCAUUUUUUUCAUGACGAAAAUAAAUAAUUGAAUGUAAAUAACGAUUAGGGACAGGCAUGAAAUUGCCAUUUAAUAUGUUAGAAACGAACUGAUCAAUAAAAAACUAAAAUUUUUCUCUUGCGGCGAGAUAAGUGUAAGAAGAAUAUAAGGAAUGCAUGUAAAGAAUAUUUUAUUUAAUUCUAAUUAAUUAACUUUAGCACUUUUUAAUGCAUAUUGAUUUUUAUGGUUUUAACUUUUAAUUUACUUUAGGGUUGUUAUAAUUAAUUACUAAAAAUUAACUCACAGGAUAUUAUUGUUUGCUUUUUUCUUGUUUUCUUUUCUUUAUUUAACGUUGUGGCUUUAAAUCCCUUUUCACUUCCCCUUCGAUGAAAAUAAAACCAAACCACACGAUAAAAAAAAGGUCCAACGUAUCCAUCCCGAACUCCAUCAGAUCCAAACGCAAGCGUGUGGAAUUUCCCAGCAACAACAAAAUAUACAACACAACGAACAACAACAACAACGACGACUACAACACGCCGGCCAUGGACGACUAAGUCACCCUUCUAUAAUCCUGCUAAUCCGUCUUAUAGUGGGGGCGGAGGAUACUAUGGCAAUCGUUAUGGUGACGAUACAACUUUUGGAGGAUUCUCUCGACCAACGACACGUUACACAACAAAACGACCAUCAUCAUCAGGCGGAUUUAGCAGCUUUUUCUCAGACUUUUCCAACAUAUUAUCAGGCGAUGUUGGUAAACUUAUCGGCGGAGCAUUGAGCAGUCGAGGUGGAAGUUCAGGGGGUGGGGGAUUUGGAAGCUUCUUUGGUGGUGGAGAUACUCGACCUUUAAUAGAAAAUAGAAAUUAUCGUGGUGGAUUAUUCAGUGAAAAUUCGGGAUCAAGCACCAACUAUAACGCAUAUCCAGUAACUCGUUAUGGUCAAGUUUCACCAUCAACACCGAAACCAUCUUCAGCAUCGCACGGCAACUUUGGAUGGAAGAUGACAUAAGACGCACCUUGUUACUUUCAUCAUCUCUGUUUAUUUUAAAAUAUUUCUCCUUUACAUUUAAUGACGUAAAUAAACAAAAUUCAUUCUAGAAUCUUAAUUAGAAAUUAAUGGAAAAACUUCUUUAGCAAAUUUAUUUCUUCGUUUUGUUGAAAAGAAAAGAUAAAUUUAAUGACGAAAGUCUGUUAUUUGGAGCUUGUUUUGCUACUGAAAAUAUUGUUAAUUAUUCAAACAAUUUUAUGUUAAUUUUCACACGUUCGCAGAAUAUUAAAAUAAGAUCAGAAGAUAUAUCACUCUGAUGUUGCUAAAUGUGUUUUGAUUUUUUCCUCCCCUUUCACACAUAACGUUUCCCUUUUAACUUUAGCGGUUGGAGCUCAUAAAGCACUCUGUAAUUAUUUAGAUUGGAAGGUGUAAGGUGGAGUUGUGUGAACUGAUUUUCAAUACUGUAAGGAAGAUGAUAAUCAAGAGCUUCACACUCAUAAAACGUGUGUCGACCCAGAAAAAGUUUACAUUUAUCAUUGAGAAUGAGAGGCUUCAAGUUUUAAAAGUAACAAACAAAAAAGAAGAAAGUAAGAAAAAGGGGGAAAGGCUUUCGCACACAAAUGGCAAUGAUUUAUGCGAUAAAACAUGUUUAAUUUGCUACUUUUCCUUUCCGUUAUUGUUUACGAUUUCACUCCUACGUAAUAAAGAAAUGGAAACUUUUUCUUUCUCUUUUUUUUAUUCUGUUAUUUCCUCUGCUUUGUAAAGUUUUGUAAUUUUUCUCUCGAGCUUGGGGUAAAGUCAAAUACCUACAUUUAAAUGAAAAUAAAAAAAAAAGUUUUCAACCCUCACGACCCCCAUAGCGACGUUUUGUGGAAGAUAUUUAGCCUCGAAGACUUCCACUUUUGAAAUGAUAAUCAGAUUUAAAUGAAGCAUUGGCACAAUGCAAAAAUAUUUGAAAGUUUUUACAUUUUCCAACUUGAGAUACGAUCCCGAAAAAAAAGAAAAAAUAAACAAAUUGGUACUAAAUGCUGCCUGAAUUGUAGCAGCUUUCGGGAAGAGAAGAAUUCACAUUUAAUUAAAUUAAAAAUUUGUAAAUUGAAAGUUUAUGAUGAAAAGUUCUGUUGAGGGUAAUUAAAAUAAUCAUAAAAAUAACUAUCGAAGUUAAACACACUUCUCAUAAAAUCUUCAUUAGAGUCAUUUACUAAACGCUUACUUCCUUUAUUUGUGGCAUUGAUCGAAGACUAAAUGAGAAGCAUUAAAAAAAACCUCAAGCAAUAUCAAGGAAUAAGAAGAAAAUGUCGCAAAAACAAAAUUAAUGGAUAAAUGUCGACGUAACUGUCGAUCACAUACAUCAAAAAAUUCAAAGCUUUCAGGAAAGCAAAAACCGGAAAAAACUACAGGAAUUAAACGAAUGAUGAAUUUUUCAUUUCCAUUGCAUGAAAAAUUAAUACUUUUUAUCACAUAAAAACCAUGUUGUUUAUUUCCCAACACAAAAGUAAUAAAGAAAAACUAUUUGAAGAACAUGAUGUAAAAAUAUUAUGAUUAAUAAAAAAUAAAUUAUACAAUCAAUCAUAAGCUAAAGGCAA
Molecule: messenger RNA, 5283 nt
Organism: Clunio marinus
Lineage: Eukaryota; Metazoa; Arthropoda; Insecta; Diptera; Chironomidae
Source: the annotation of a GenBank genome assembly